Molecule: messenger RNA, 1036 nt
Organism: Sabethes cyaneus
Lineage: Eukaryota; Metazoa; Arthropoda; Insecta; Diptera; Culicidae
Product: protein FAM151B
Exons: 3
Coding region: 94-975 (293 amino acids)
Source: RefSeq, a predicted model, not a curated record
UCAAUCAUUUAUAAAGUGAUAAAACAAAUGAAUAGGUUUAUUUUGCUUUCGUGUGGAAGCAAAUCAUAGUUCAUAAUCAACUCUAGCCUCGAAAUGUGUAAAAUGUGGUGCAUUCUGUCUGUUUUAUUAAUAUUUGGACGAUUUUUCGUGAAUAUGGUUUCUCUUGAUAAACCGGGAAACAAAUUGACUUGUAUUACAUGGGCUCAUGCUGUUAACAGUAAUGAAUUACUCUCUGCUGUGCUGAAAGGAGACAUCGAUUUUAUCGAAGCAGAUAUUGGGUUAGGUUACCUGGAUUGUGACAAUGAAAAUCGUAAUUUGAUUCCAAUCAUGGCACAUCCUCCGGCUACUAAAUCAGAUUUGUCAUUGAGGAGUUUUCUCGAACAAGUUCACAAUUUCAAUAGUUUAGCUGAUGUGAAUAAAGUCAAAGGAAUUAAGUUGGAUUUUAAGUCCAUCGAAGCGUUCGAGCAAUCAGUUCAGAUCAUUCAAGCAUUUUAUGAUACCCAGCGUUUCACGACAUGGAUUAAUGCUGACAUUUUACCGGGACCUGUUAACAAUACGGUUACUGUUCCCGUUGAUCCUGCACGCUUUUUUCACUCGGUAAAGAGUUUAUCAUCCGUAGCCGUAUCUAUAGGAUGGACCACGAAAUGGGGCAACGAUCCUAACGAAGGACAAUAUUCAGAAGAAAACAUCCUUCAGAUGAUAGAUACAAUUAAAGUUAAUAAAGUAGAUCUUGAUAUUACAUUCCCUAUACGAGCAGGUAUUGCUGCUAAUAGUCAGAAGGAAUUAACUGAACUUUAUUCUGCCUUGAGCGAUACGAACAAAGUUACGUUUACAAUUUGGUCCAGCGCUGGAGAUGCGGUAAACGUGGAAAAGCUGAAUCGAUUCAUAGCGGAUUUGGGUGAGGAUAAAAUAUAUGUAGACGUUCCCGAGGAGUUGAAGGAACAGCUUAAUUUGAAUUGUAGUUUUGCGCAAUAGACAAAGCACAGACUAACACAGAGUCAAGAGAAUAAAUGCCUAUUUUAAAUGUAUACUGUGC